Messenger RNA from Meriones unguiculatus (Mongolian gerbil), 552 nucleotides. Its product is annotated as zinc finger protein 120-like. The annotation marks the transcript as partial. Gene Ontology annotation, molecular function: RNA polymerase II cis-regulatory region sequence-specific DNA binding; DNA-binding transcription factor activity, RNA polymerase II-specific. NCBI's taxonomy places the organism in Eukaryota, Metazoa, Chordata, Mammalia, Rodentia, Muridae. Gene Ontology annotation, biological process: regulation of transcription by RNA polymerase II. The record is from RefSeq and is a predicted model, not a curated record. The transcript has 4 exons.
AUGGAAGGCUGGAAUGAAAGAACACAUGUUUAUGGGAAACCCUAUGAAAGUAACCAGUGUGGUAAAGCCUUCACACAUCACACUGAUCUUCAAAGGCAUAAAAGGAAUCAGAGUGGAGAGAAACCAUGCGAAUAUAAUCAAUGUGGUAAAGGCUUUUUGCAACACAGUAAACUCCACCUACACAGAAAAACACAUGCUGGAGAGAAACCCUAUGAAUGGAAUGAGGUGAUCUCCGAAAGCCUGAAAGUACUCAUACUGGAAAGCAGUCCUGUGACUAUAAUCAUUGUUGUCAAGCCUUUUCACAACAGGCCCUACAAAUGUAAUCAGUGUGGUAAAGCCUUUUCUCAACCUAGUGGUUUCCAUGUGCAUAAAAGAACACAUACUGGAGAGAAACCCUACAAAUGUAAUCAGUGUGGGAAAGCCUUUUCACAACCCAGUAGUCUCAAAAAGCAUAAAAGAACACAUACUGGAGAGAAACCCUACAAAUGUAAUCAGUGUGGGAAAGCCUUUUCACAACCCAGUAGUCUCCAAAGGCAUAAAAGAACACAUACU